Molecule: messenger RNA, 2994 nt
Organism: Labeo rohita (rohu)
Lineage: Eukaryota; Metazoa; Chordata; Actinopteri; Cypriniformes; Cyprinidae
Exons: 2
Coding region: 2133-2540 (135 amino acids)
Source: RefSeq, a predicted model, not a curated record
CUGAAAACAGCUGAGCAGAUUUUUUUUCAUGUUUCUUUGAUGUUCAGAAGAACAGCACUUAUCUGAAAUAGAAAUCUUUUGUAUCAUUAUAAAUCUCUUCAUUAUCACUGAUCUUUUGUUCUUUCAUAUAUCAAUAAAUCCCGGAAAAAUGUACUUAACUGUUUUAACUAUUGAUAAUAAUAAUAAAAAGGUUUCUUGGGCAGCAAAUUAGCAUAUUAGAAUGAUUUCUGAAGGAUCAUAUGACACUGAAGACUGAGUAAUGAUGCUGAAAAUUUAGAUAUGAUCACAGAAAUAAAUUACAUAAAAUAUAUUAAAAAAAUAUUUAAAAAUUUUACUGUUUUUGCUGUUUUUGGAUCAAAUAAAUGCAGGGUUGGUGAGCAGAAGAGAUUUCUUUAAAAACAUGAAAAAUCUUACUGUUGAAAAACUUUUGACUGGUAAUGUAUACAUUCAAGACUCUUUUACACUGUCAGAGGAAACAGCAGGUUAUUAAAACUUAACUAAAACUGACAAAUAAAGUUGAUAUUUGUCAUCACUGUACUAAAGCCAAAAUCAAUAAUUAGUAAUCACUGGUUAAUUAGCAAACAUUUUCUCUUGGGGUCCAUGAACCACAUUUUGAAAACUGCUGAUUGAAUUUUUCCAGAUAAUUUUUUGCUACUAAUGUUUUUUUAGAGGUGCUUUACAGCAGAACUGGUCUUUGUUUGCAUCUUUGAACUAUUGCUUUCCUGCUUAUCCCUGUAAAGCUGCUUUGAGACAAUCUGAAUUGUAAAAGCACUAUAAAUAAAGGUGACGUAACAGAUGCUUUUAUCCAAAGCGAGGAACAUUGCAAGUAAUUGAUCGUAAGAGCCAACAAUAUAUCCAGUAAACAACCCCACCUUUCAAGCUAGAGCAAAAAUGAAAUGUAGAAAAAAUAAAAAUAAAAAAAUGAGUAAGUGCUUACAUUUCCUGUGGAUCACUUGUAUAUGAUCAUUAAAUUUUUAAGUACUUAGAUGAUACUAAAGACAAAAACUCGAACAAUCACAAUUAUCUUUGAGAAAGCCACAUAUGAGAAACUCCCACGCCUACCAUUUCCAUGUGGGUGGUGAAUGCGGUCAGACAGCUUAUCACUAUCAUGUUCAGUUUGAAGCAUUUCACUGUCUCACUGAACUUCCUGUUUGAUGAAUGGCAUUGACCCAACACAGGAACUAACACCUCCAACUCAAACAAACAAGAUAAGUGUAAUCAUUUAUUUUUGUCAUUAAAAUUAAAAAUUAAAAUUCUACCUUUUAAUUCAAAUUAUAAUUCUACGGUUAGAAAAAAGCAAAACGUAAUAAUAUUAAGUAAAAUUAAAAGAUAAUAUUAAAAAAGUUGAUGAAACAAACAAGCAACAAAACAAAAAGUUUUUCCCCCACAUUGUUUCUGUGUGCCAUUAUCCUUAAUGUGUACCAUUAUACUGAAACACAGGAAGUGCUGAUUACACAAACUAGGAUGUAAAUCUACCUGUUCCCCUCUAUCAGAAGCGACCGUGCGACUUAACCACAUGCAGUACUUGUCACAAAGUGCCUGUUUUUGUUUAGUUUUCAUUUGGUUGCAGUAUGGCCUGUUUUCCUUUUGUCCUUAGUUUCCCGCUCCUUGUUUGUUGCUAUGGUUUCUAAUUAACGAGUUGUCACCUGUUCCUCAUUUGAGUUAAUUAUUUAAGUAUUUAAGUUUCUCCUUUUCAUUCAGUUGCCGUCUGGUAUUGUCUUUAAUGUUGUUACAUUUGUCUUCUUGCGUGUGGAUUAUUCUGAGUUUGGUUUAUUAAAGACCCUUUUGUUUUUGAAUACCUGUUUGGACUAUUUUCAUCAUCCUCUUCUGAACUGGCUUGUGACAGAAUACCAGACCCCAAAAGUAUGGCUCCAUAAAUGCCUCCAUAAAUGCUACCAUUUUUAUUUUUCAACAUGGCAGAGACAUGGAGGAGUAUGUGAAGGAGUUUUUGAGCAUCUGCUAUCGUGCCACUUGCAGUGACAUCACGCUCAUGGAGGGAUUCUGGGUUGGACUUGAUGAUGAGAGCCGGAUGGUGAUGCCAAGAGGAAACUCCUGCUGGAGUUUCACUCCAACCUCACUUACUAUCUAUCACAACCCCAGAGCCAGACCCAGCGCCCACACCUGCUGUGGAGAUGGAGCCAGAGCCCACCGCAGACCAAGAGACCCAUCUUAAGCCCGCUACGGAGUCUGAGACAGCAGCCUCGUCCAUUGUGGAAGAGGAGUCUGAGGUCUUAGCUGACCAGAGCCAGCCAUUCCUUCGACCCUCAGCCCUACAGUUCAUCCAGAGGCUCCACCUUGGGACUUCGUCACCAGCUCUGGCGUGGUAUGGGGAUUCCCUGGCUCUGCCUCGUCCCUCUGAGACCUCAGCUCCACCUCAGACCAUCUACCAAUCUGCUCCGCCCUGGCUUCUUGCACCCAUGGCUCCGCCCGAAACCGUCAUCCCUUCGGCUCCUCCAAGCUCUCUCGUCCCACUGGCUCCACCUGGGUCAGUCGUUCCCACACCAUCACCACGGACUUCCGGGCUGUCUGCUGCACUCUAGCCCUCCACCCCUACGGCUCUAUUCGGCUUCUCCAUCCCUCAGGCUUCACCGGGGUACUCGCUCACACCUGUGUCACCUCGGUGACCUUGGUCCACUGGCCUCCAGGCUCCUCCUUGCCAUAACUCCACCUUGGUCACCUUGUCCAUCGAUGUCACCAGGUCUCUCGGCCCAUCGGACUUCGACUGGGACUCACUAUCUCCCUGCGUCACAUCAGUCGGUCAGGCUCCUCCCUCCAUCAGUUCCGCCAUGGGUCAUCCUCGUCUUGGCUGCCUCCUGCUAUGCUCUGGACUCCCGUCGGCGCUCUACUCAGCCAUGGAUUCUUCCAUCCGCUCCUCCAUGGGCUCUUCCUCUGCCUACUCCACCCUGAUCCCUCCUAUUAAUAUCUCCACCUCUUUGCCAGGUCCUCAUCCACCUCUAGAGCCCCAUCCUUUCCACCGCAGUCCUUUCCGUUGCG